Molecule: messenger RNA, 4498 nt
Organism: Nomascus leucogenys (northern white-cheeked gibbon)
Lineage: Eukaryota; Metazoa; Chordata; Mammalia; Primates; Hylobatidae
Gene: MAST3
Product: microtubule associated serine/threonine kinase 3
Biological process (GO): peptidyl-serine phosphorylation; intracellular signal transduction
Molecular function (GO): protein serine/threonine kinase activity; ATP binding; magnesium ion binding
Source: RefSeq, a predicted model, not a curated record
GGCGGAGCCAGCCCGGCCCCCAGCGGCCCAGCCCCCGCGUCUAGUCCGCCGCACCAGCCAGGCGUCUGUCCCUGCGUCCGUGUGUCCGUCCGUCGGUCCGAUCGCGCCACGGUCAGGGCUUCCGGGGGCCACCAAGGGGGCGUCGGUACCCGGCCGCACAGAGGCGGCCUCUGCCUCGGCAUGAAGUCCCGCAGGGACAAGCUGCACAUCCCGGCGCUGACCCUCGAUCUGUCUCCGAGCAGCCAGAGCCCGUCCCUGCUGGGUCCCAGCAGCCCCUGCAGCCCCUGUAGCCCCUCCUUGGGCCUGCACCCCUGGAGCUGCCGCAGCGGGAACCGCAAGAGCUUGGUGGUAGGAACGCCCUCCCCGACCCUCUCCCGGCCGCUGUCGCCAUUGUCGGUCCCAACGGCAGGCAGCAGCCCCUUGGAUAGUCCUCGGAAUUUCUCGGCUGCCUCUGCCCUCAAUUUCCCCUUUGCCCGGAGCCACAUCCCACGCACGGACAGGGCAGACGGCAGAAGAUGGUCCCUCGCGUCUCUCCCAUCUUCCGGCUAUGGAACCAACACACCCAGCUCCACCCUCUCGUCAAGCUCAUCCUCCCGGGAACGUCUCCACCAGCUUCCCUUCCAGCCGACACCGGACGAGCUGCACUUCCUGUCCAAGCACUUCCGCAGCUCAGAGAAUGUGCUUGAUGAGGAAGGCGGCCGGUCACCCCGCCUCCGCCCCCGCUCUCGCAGUCUCAGCCCGGGCCGUGCAACGGGGACCUUCGACAAUGAGAUUGUCAUGAUGAAUCAUGUGUACCGGGAGAGGUUCCCCAAGGCCACAGCACAGAUGGAGGGCCGUCUGCAGGAGUUCCUGACGGCCUACGCGCCUGGCGCCCGGCUGGCGCUGGCUGAUGGCGUCUUGGGCUUCAUCCACCACCAGAUCGUCGAGCUGGCCCGAGACUGCCUGGCCAAGUCUGGCGAGAACCUCGUCACCUCCCGCUACUUCCUAGAGAUGCAGGAGAAGCUGGAGCGGCUUCUACAGGAUGCCCAUGAGCGCUCGGACAGUGAGGAGGUCAGCUUCAUCGUCCAGCUUGUCCGGAAACUGCUGAUCAUCAUCUCACGGCCAGCUCGGCUGCUGGAGUGUCUGGAGUUUGAUCCUGAGGAGUUUUACCACCUGCUGGAGGCGGCUGAGGGCCAUGCGCGGGAGGGCCAAGGCAUUAAGACUGACCUUCCACAAUACAUCAUUGGGCAGCUGGGCCUAGCCAAGGACCCCCUGGAGGAGAUGGUGCCACUGAGUCACCUCGAAGAAGAACAGCCCCCAGCACCUGAGUCCCCAGAGAGCCGCGCCCUGGUCGGCCAGUCACGGAGGAAGCCAUGCGAAACUGACUUUGAGACCAUCAAACUCAUUAGCAACGGAGCCUAUGGGGCCGUCUACCUGGUGCGGCACCGUGACACGCGGCAGCGCUUUGCCAUCAAGAAGAUCAACAAACAGAACUUGAUCCUGCGUAACCAGAUCCAGCAGGUCUUUGUGGAGCGUGACAUUCUCACCUUUGCGGAGAACCCCUUUGUGGUCAGCAUGUUCUGCUCCUUUGAGACCCGGCGCCACCUGUGUAUGGUCAUGGAAUACGUGGAAGGUGGCGACUGCGCCACGCUCUUGAAGAACAUGGGCCCGCUGCCCGUGGACAUGGCCCGCCUGUACUUCGCCGAGACGGUGUUGGCGCUGGAGUACCUGCAUAACUAUGGCAUCGUGCACCGUGACCUCAAACCAGACAAUCUGCUCAUCACCUCGCUUGGCCACAUCAAGCUCACGGACUUCGGCCUGUCCAAGAUCGGCCUCAUGAGCAUGGCCACCAACCUCUACGAGGGCCAUAUCGAGAAGGACGCCCGAGAGUUCAUCGACAAGCAGGUGUGUGGGACGCCGGAAUACAUAGCCCCCGAGGUGAUCUUCCGCCAGGGCUAUGGGAAGCCAGUGGACUGGUGGGCCAUGGGCGUCGUCCUCUAUGAGUUUCUGGUGGGCUGCGUGCCUUUCUUUGGAGACACCCCCGAGGAACUCUUCGGUCAGGUGGUCAGCGAUGAGAUCAUGUGGCCAGAGGGAGACGAGGCCCUUCCAGCAGACGCCCAGGACCUCAUCACCAGGUUGCUCCGGCAGAGCCCACUGGACCGUCUGGGCACUGGUGGCACCCACGAAGUGAAGCAGCACCCCUUCUUCCUGGCCCUGGACUGGGCAGGGCUUCUCCGACACAAAGCCGAGUUCGUGCCCCAGCUCGAAGCCGAGGAUGAUACCAGCUACUUUGACACACGUUCGGAACGUUACCGCCACCUGGGCUCCGAGGACGAUGAGACCAAUGAUGAAGAAUCGUCCACAGAGAUCCCCCAGUUCUCCUCCUGCUCCCACCGGUUCAGCAAGGUCUACAGCAGCUCUGAGUUCCUGGCCGUCCAGCCCACUCCUACCUUCGCUGAAAGGAGCUUCAGUGAAGACCGGGAGGAGGGGUGGGAGCGCCCCGAGGUGGACUAUGGCCGCCGGCUGAGUGCUGACAUCCGGCUGAGGUCCUGGACAUCCCCUGGAUCCUCCUGUCAGUCAUCUUCGUCCCAGCCCGAGCGGGGUCCCAGCCCAUCUCUCCUGAAUACCAUCAGCCUGGACACAAUGCCCAAGUUUGCCUUCUCAUCAGAGGAUGAGGGGGCAGGCCCAGUCCCUGCAGGCCCCAAGAGGCCCGUCUUCAUUCUAGGGGAGCCUGACCCCCCACCAGCGGCCACCCCAGUGAUGCCCAAGCCCUCGAGCCUUUCUGCUGACACGGCUGCUCUCAGCCAUGCCCGCCUACGGAGCAACAGCAUCGGCGCCCGACACUCCACACCAAGGCCUCUGGAUGCCGGCCGGGGCCGCCGCCUUGGGGGCCCAAGAGACCCAGCCCCUGAGAAGUCCAGAGCCUCCUCCAGCAGUGGCAGUGGUGGCGGCGGUGGGGGCCGCGUGCCCAAGUCGGCCUCUGUCUCUGCCCUGUCCCUCAUCAUCACGGCAGAUGAUGGCAGCGGCGGUCCCCUUAUGAGCCCCCUUUCCCCGCGCUCUCUGUCCUCGAACCCGUCGUCCCGUGACUCCUCGCCGAGCCGAGACCCGUCCCCCGUGUGUGGCAGCGUGCGGCCCCCCAUCGUCAUUCACAGCUCCGGCAAGAAGUACGGCUUCAGCCUGCGGGCGAUCCGCGUCUACAUGGGUGAUAGCGACGUCUACACUGUGCACCAUGUCGUCUGGAGUGUGGAGGACGGAAGCCCCGCCCAGGAGGCCGGCCUGCGGGCCGGGGACCUCAUUACCCACAUCAACGGGGAGUCGGUGCUGGGGCUGGUGCACAUGGAUGUCGUGGAGCUGCUGCUGAAGAGCGGCAACAAGAUAUCCCUGCGGACCACGGCCCUGGAGAACACCUCCAUCAAGGUGGGCCCCGCCCGGAAGAAUGUGGCCAAGGGCCGCAUGGCACGCAGGAGCAAGCGGAGCCGUCGGCGGGAGACCCAGGAUCGGUGUGCGGCAGUGACCACCAGGGAGCGGCGGAAAUCACUCUUCAAGAAGAUCUCCAAGCAGACCUCUGUGCUGCACACCAGCCGAAGCUUCUCCUCCGGACUCCACCACUCACUGUCAUCCAGUGAGAGCCUCCCCGGCUCGCCCACCCACAGCCUUUCCCCCAGCCCCACCACUCCCUGCCGAAGCCCAGCCCCUGAUGUCCCAGCAGAUACCACUGCAUCCCCACCCAGCGCAUCCCCGAGCUCCAGCAGCCCCGCCUCCCCAGCUGCUGCUGGCCACACCCGCCCCAGCUCCCUGCACGGCCUGGCUGCCAAGCUUGGGCCACCCCGCCCCAAGACUGGCCGCCGCAAAUCCACCAGCAGCAUCCCGCCCUCCCCGCUGGCCUGCCCGCCCAUCUCCGCACCCCCACCCCGCUCGCCCUCACCCCUGCCUGGGCAUCCGCCCGCACCUGCCCGAUCCCCGCGGCUGCGCCGGGGCCAGUCGGCUGACAAGCUGGGCACAGGGGAACGGCUGGAUGGGGAGGCGGGGCGGCGCAGUCGUGGGCCAGAGGCCGAGCUCGUGGUCAUGCGGCGGCUGCACCUGUCCGAGCGCCGAGACUCCUUCAAGAAGCAGGAGGCCGUGCAGGAAGUUAGCUUCGAUGAGCCACAGGAGGAGGCCACUGGGCUGCCCGCCUCAGUGCCACAGAUCGCCGUGGAGGGCGAGGAAGCCGUGCCAGUAGCUCUCGGGCCCACCGGGAGAGACUGAUCCCCUGCCAGGUCUCUCCCUGGCCUCAAAGUUACGCGUUUUCUUGUGCAAUGUUUUUUCCAUAAAGUCACGCCUGGAUGGGGACUGAGCCACCAGCCUGACACCCAGAAGGCGAGAAGCCAUCUUGGUCCUUGCUGGAAGGUGGACACACCGCUUGUGUUCUGGUGUCAAUCGGGGCUGGAUGGGGCAUGAAUGGGGGACAAGGGUAGCUUUGUAAAUAGCAGCAAAUCCCUGCAACUAAUUUAUUACUUUUUUUUCCUUUUUUUUUUUUUUU